Messenger RNA from Boeremia exigua, 886 nucleotides. RefSeq lists its product as uncharacterized. The record is from RefSeq and is a predicted model, not a curated record. Gene Ontology annotation, biological process: regulation of DNA-templated transcription. NCBI's taxonomy places the organism in Eukaryota, Fungi, Ascomycota, Dothideomycetes, Pleosporales, Didymellaceae. The coding region runs from base 216 to 863 and encodes 215 amino acids. Gene Ontology annotation, molecular function: protein binding; histone H3K36 methyltransferase activity. Gene Ontology annotation, cellular component: nucleus; chromatin. The transcript has 2 exons.
GGAGAACCUCUAUUCCGUUGAUCUUGAUGGAGACAUUUACUUCUACGCGCAAGACGCGGAUGGGUUCCCCACUGGUAUCAUUGACACAGACAUCGCAGGUACCCGCUUUCAACCUACAAUGGUCAUCCGCAACACCUUCAAUGCAGCAGCAUGGGAGAACGUUGAAAGGCCAGAGCACUAUAGAGGGCAUUUUUCACAGCCACUGACACGAUCCCAUGUUACUGGCUGCUCAUCCUCGAGCGAGGAGUGCGGGGAGUGCGACGAUAACAACAUGUAUGACGAAAACAAUCGUGAAGAUGUUUACUUCAGGUGGACCAUUCAGAAGCAUAAUAUCUGGUUUCAGAACAUCGAUAUACGGCUUGCUGAACAUACAGGGUACGGACUCUAUGCUAGAAAUCCUCUUCCUCAAGACAUCUUCAUUGGGGAGUACGCAGUUCGGCAUUGGCAUUGGCCAACGGACAGUCGAUGACGCUCUCCAGCCGAUGGCUUGGGUGGACGCAACUAGGAAAGGCUCCAUUUUCCGUUUCAUGGCGCACUCAUGCGAGCCAAAUGCUCAGGUACGUGCCACACGAGUCGGCAUGCACAAUCGCAUUCUCGCGGUCUACACGACCCGGCCCAUUGCGGCUAACGAGCCGAUAACCAUAGACUACGGAACGGACUGGUUCACGGGUGAGAACUGGUGCUUCUGUGGCACGGCAUCGUGUAAGAAUAGACCUCCGCUAGAGGACAGCGAGAACGAAGACAGCGAGCUGAGUGAUUAUCUUGAAAUCGAUACCACUGAUGACGACAGCGAGUUGAGCGAUUAUCCGGAAAGCGACAUGAGCAUGUCUGAAGACGACAAUGAGAGUGAGGACGAGGAGUAAAAGGUUCAAGGUAAAUAUAGAUU